Penicillium pulvis is the source of this 1014-nucleotide messenger RNA. RefSeq lists its product as uncharacterized. The record is from RefSeq and is a predicted model, not a curated record. Gene Ontology annotation, biological process: secondary metabolic process. The transcript has 3 exons. NCBI's taxonomy places the organism in Eukaryota, Fungi, Ascomycota, Eurotiomycetes, Eurotiales, Aspergillaceae. Bases 1 to 1014 code for a protein of 337 amino acids.
AUGGUGUCCCUCGAAACUGUGCAGAAAAAUAACUCCAGCUUGAAGGACUUCGGUCCGAAUCUUGUGGCAGUGUUUGUGGGAGGAACCAGCGGAAUAGGUGAAUCAACAGCUCGUGCAUUUGUACGAGAGACUGAAUCAUCCCGGGUCUAUCUCGUCGGGCGUAACGAGACCCAGGCUUCCAAAAUUAUCGAGGAGCUCCGCCAGAUCAACCCAGAUGGUCAGAUUAGCUUCGUGAAAUGCGAAGCUGCGCGGCUGCACAGUGUUGAUGAAGCAUGCAAGUCAAUCCAGGAAAAGGAAGAGAAGGUGAAUUUGCUAUUCAUGACAGCUGGUAUGAUGACGACAAAGGGGCGAGAUGAAACCGAUGAGGGGCUGGAUAAGAAGUUAAGUCUCCAUUAUUACUCUCGGGCGCGUUUCGCUAUGAAUUUACUUCCCCAACUGAGCAAGGCUGCGACUGUCAACGAGUCAGGUAAACAAGGCCUGGGCAGCAACUUGUCCCGUGUUGUUUCCGUUCUAUCGGCUGGUGAUGAGAUUUCUCUUCAUCUAGAUGAUCUGGAUCUGAAGACCCACUAUUCACUACGGAACUGCGCUGGCCAUGCCAUCACCAUGAACAGCCUGCUUAUGCAAGAACUCGCUGCAGCCCAUCCUGAGAUCAGUUUCAUCCACGCUUAUCCUGGUGGCGUGAAGACUGGCCUUAUGCGGGAGUUCCACCCCAUUACUCAGUUAGUGAUCAACGCUUUGACAAUAUUUGCCAAACCGUGGAUGGUGCCUCUGAAUGAGAGCGGCGAGCGACAUCUGUAUGCCUCGACUAGUCCGCAAUACCCGCCCCAAGCGUCAGGCGAUGGCGGCGUGGCAAUCGGGGCCGAUGGCAAGACUGGGAGCGGGGCGUAUCUGUUAAGCUGGGAUGGUUCGAUCACAGGCAAUAAGAAAGUACUUGAGGCGGCACGCCAGAAUGAAACGGGCAAAUUGGUGUGGAAGCACACUAUGGAGAUCUUUACGUCGAUCUGUGGCAAGUGA